GUCUGAUCAUCAGGCUGCAAUUGUACGUGGGCGCUGUUUGUUAUCAUUGCAGUAACAAGGCACAGUCGUAUCGUUUAUUUAGCAACUGCAACUUUACCGUCGCCCUCCCGAGAAACCAAUUCCAAACGAUCCCGAGAGUCACAGUUUCGCUACAAUACAACCCAAAAUCCCUGUUCGAUGUGCCUCUAAACAGAGGGAGGCCCGGACUCCGUAAGUUCAUUUAAUCAGGUUCUCUUCCCUCCUGAGUCACUCAAGGAGGUAAGUAUAUUUCUUCCGCUUCUUUUCUGCUCGGAAUAAAACGUCGACCAAGUUUUCUCGACUUUCCGUCGUUUAUAAAAGUCAGACAUGGUUCAAACUUAUAUGUCGUUCAUUAUGCAACAAACCCAUCUGUGUCAUCUUUCUGGAUGAUACUUUUUGGUAAUUUGUUCGAGACUUUAACUAUGUUGAUCUAACAAUGGGCAGCUCGCUGUUAUUAUAGGUGACAUUCUCUGUAAGGUGGAUGACGAGAUACUGAACUGCUCAGUCUCUAUUUCGAUCUAUACUUUCAAUGUGUAAACAUAAAUCAUCCAGAUGCCCAUGAAAAAAAAACACAAACAAUCAAGAUUCUGUUAGUUAUGCAGAGAAUUGGCCAAUUGUUUCCAGUGUACCUUUACUGUUUCCAAGAACUAUCUGUACUGAUGCCCCUCUAAUGCACCAUUUGGUAACUGAGAUAUGGCUGGGGUACUGAUGACCUUAAAACCUCCAUUGCGAGUUGUUACCAGGACUAAGCAUUCUAUUCCACUAGCAUAUUAGUAUGAGAUCAAGGAUUUAUACAGAGAACCACGCCAAGUAAUGGUCAUGUCAAAUCUACUCUUUUUGUUAACAACAUCCCAAGUGAUUUCGGUGCAACUUUAUCGAACAUGAACAGUAUAACAUAUUAACUGAGUGGCUUUAAGCAAUUUGCAGGAGAAAAUGGAAGUUUACAAACCUCUUAUUUCAAAUGACAAACGGAAGCACCAUCCAUUGACUCCCUUUAGGUUAUUAAGGGGUCUGAUUUGUUUAGUGGUGCUACUUUCAACAGCAUUUUUUAUGCUAGUGUACUGUGGCCUUGUCAAUUCUGUCAUAUUGCGACUUUUCAGCAUACACUAUAGCAGGAAAGCAACAUCCUUCUUUUUCGGCGCUUGGUUAGCUUUGUGGCCUUUUCUUUUUGAAAAGAUAAACAAGACCAAAGUGAUUUUUUCUGGAGAAACUGUUCCUGAAAAAGAGCGUGUUUUGCUCAUUGCUAUCCAUAGAACUGAGGUUGACUGGAUGUACAUAUGGGACCUUGCAUUGCGGAAGGGACGCCUGGGAUAUAUUAAGUAUGUUCUUAAGAGCAGUCUGAUGAAACAACCAGUUUUUGGUUGGGGAUUCCACAUUAUGGAGUUCRUUUCAGUAGAGAGGAAGUGGGAGUUUGAUGAACCAUUCAUGCAGCAAAUGCUUUCGACUUUUACUGAUCCUCAAGAUCCACUCUGGCUCACUGUUUUCCCAGAAGGCACUGAUUUUACAGAGAAAAAAUGCAUUCGGAGUCCAAAGUUUGCAGCUGAUAAUGGUCUGCCCAUCCUAAAAAAUGUUCUUCUUCCAAAAAUAAGGGGUUUCUACACUUGCUUGGAAGCUCUGAGAAGCUCCUUGGAUGCAGUUUAUGAUGUCACUAUUGGGUACAAGCAUCACUGCCCUUUCUUCACGGACAAUGUUUUUGGUAUUGAUCCUUCUGAGGUUCACAUUCAUGUUCGUCGUAUCCCUCUUGGUGAAAUCCCAACAUCCGAAGAUGAGACUGCUGCUUGGUUGAUGGAUACAUUCCAACUGAAGGAUCAGCUUCUCUCUGAUUUUAGUACUCAAGGUCAUUUUCCUCAUCAAGGAACAGAAAAAGAUCUCUCUACAUUGAAGUGCAUAGUAAAUUUUAUACUGGUAGUUGCACUGACCAGCAUAUGCACAUUCUUUACAUUUUUCUCAUCAAUCUGGUUUAGAAUGUAUGUAGUUUUAGCCUCUGCUUAUCUUACAUCUGCUACCUAUAUGAAUGUUAGACCAUUACCAUUUGUAGAAUCUGUGAAAGUUAUGCUUCGUCAGAAGCGAUCCAAGCAAGGAAAAUAGCAUGCCACUAGGCUCCAAUAUUUCAAAUUUCAAUUUAGAAGUUGAUGAUGAUGAAACUGACUGUAAUCUAAAUGUUUCCCGUUGUUGUACAGAAAUUUUUUUCCCAACAUUGUUUUGUAAUG
Nelumbo nucifera (sacred lotus) is the source of this 2228-nucleotide messenger RNA. Its product is annotated as putative 1-acyl-sn-glycerol-3-phosphate acyltransferase 5. Gene Ontology annotation, cellular component: endomembrane system. The record is from RefSeq and is a predicted model, not a curated record. Gene Ontology annotation, molecular function: acyltransferase activity. Lineage: Eukaryota; Viridiplantae; Streptophyta; Magnoliopsida; Proteales; Nelumbonaceae.